GUAUUUAACUUGUCGUUGUGUGUUUCUCUGUGUGAAUUUGUUUCAUUGUUUGUUUGGUUCCCGCUUCUCGGUGAAUUUUCUGCCUGUUGGAUUAAACUGUGUGGAUCUUUGAGCUGGAAUUAAAGUCUUUGUCUCUGUGUCUAGCAGUGAUCAGUGGGAGUUAGAGUUGUUGACCCAUCCUGAAGACCCUUUUGUUGGUCACAUUUAUCGGUGUUUAAGCUGACAUAUCAGACAGUAAUCCACUCAGACCACCAGACGAGAACAACACACAUCACUACUGGCCUUCAGCAGCUUGUUUGGAUCAGUGUGUUCUGCUGUAUUGCUCCAGGAUCAUCCCCAUGCCUCUGACAGCAGCUGUGAUCAGUGGGGCCCAGAAGCUGGUCCUGUACGAGACAAGGGCUAGAUAUUUUCUGGUGGGGAGUAAUAAUGCUCAAACCAAACACCGUGUCCUGAAGAUUGACCGAACUGAACCACGAGAUCUAGUCGUUAUUGAUGACAAGCAUGUAUAUAGUCAGCAGGAGGUUCGGGAGCUUUUGGGAAGGUUGGACCUCGGAAACCGCACUAAGAUUGGGCAGAAAGGCUCCUCUGGGCUUUCCAGAGCUGUGAAUGCCUUUGGCAUUGUAGGCUUUGUCCGUUUCCUGGAAGGCUACUACAUCAUUUUGAUCACCAAGCGACGCAAGAUGGCCGACAUUGGGGGUCACUCCAUCUAUAAGAUAGAAGACACCAACAUGAUUUAUAUCCCUAAUGACUCAGUCAGAGUCGCACAUCCUGAUGAAGCCAGAUAUGUGAGGAUGUUCCAAAAUGUGGACCUGUCCAGUAACUUCUAUUUCAGUUACAGCUAUGACCUGAGCCGCUCUCUGCAGUAUAACAUGACUCUUCUCCAAACACCCUCUGAUCAUGGAGAAAAUGAGGAGGUCCACACCAGUAGCAACAGCAAACAGGACAGUUUCGACAUCUUUGAGGAUGAAGGCCAUCCUACGCAAGUGGUUCACGCCUUGAGGAAUGAGCCCUACGCGAAAUAUGUGUGGAACAGUCGUCUGUUGGAGAAAGUUAAGGAUACGGUGCAUCCAGACUGGCUCCUGUACAUCAUCCAUGGCUUCUGCGGCCAGUCUAAAUUGUUGAUCUACGGACGGCCGGUUUAUGUCACUCUGAUUGCUCGACGUUCCAGCCGUUUUGCUGGGACCCGCUUCCUGAAGAGGGGAGCCAACUGUGAGGGCGACGUGGCAAACGAAGUGGAGACUGAGCAGAUCAUCCAUGAUGCCUCAGUAAUGUCGUUUACAGCAGGCAGCUACUCCUCUUAUGUGCAGGUGCGAGGCUCGGUGCCUCUCUACUGGUCUCAGGACAUCUCCACCAUGAUGCCCAAACCACCCAUACGACUGGACCAGGCCGACCCAUAUGCCCAGGUUGCGGCGCUUCAUUUUGAUCAGAUGCUGCAGCGGUUUGGUUCUCCAAUCAUUAUCCUCAACCUUGUUAAGAAACGAGAAAAGAGGAAACAUGAAAAAAUCCUGAGUGAGGAGCUCUACCCAGCCAUCAUCAACCUCAAUCAGUUUCUCCCCCCGGAGCACUGCAUCGAUUACAUUGCCUGGGACAUGGCUCGUUACACCAAGAGUAAACUUUGUAAUGUGUUGGACCGGUUGAGUAUGAUUGCUGAGAAUGUAGUGAAGAGGACUGGCUUCUUUGUCAACCGACCUGAUUUCCACUGUCACAUGCUACGGCCUGAUGAUAGAUGGGGUGAUUUGGGAGGACUGGUUACUGCUCCUGGUAGAAUUCAGACUGGAGUUUUGAGGACUAACUGUGUGGACUGCUUGGAUCGCACUAACACCGCCCAGUUCAUGGUGGGAAAAUGUGCUCUGGCCUAUCAGCUUUAUGCCCUCGGGAUGAUUGACAAACCAAAGUUACAGUUUGACACCGACUGCGUCAGGUUGUUUGAGGAGCUGUAUGAAGAUCAUGGAGACACGCUGUCGCUGCAGUAUGGCGGCUCUCAGCUAGUCCACAGAGUCAAGACCUACCGCAAGAUUGCGCCAUGGACACAACAUUCCAAAGACAUCAUGCAGACGCUGUCUCGUUAUUACAGCAAUGCUUUCUCAGAUGCCGACAGACAGGAUGCCAUAAACCUUUUUCUCCAGGUAUACCAGCCUUCAGAGUCCAAGCCGCAUUUGUGGGAACUGCCUACUGACUUUUACCUCCAUCAGAGCAACACCAUGGCUCUGCCCCAAGACAGACGCAGUUAUACCUACUGGUGGGCAGACGGUGUGUUGUCCUACCUUCCUGUACCUUAUGAUGAAGUCCCCUGUGAGAAGAACAGGAAGAAGGUGGUGGUGAAACGAGUGAAUCGGUACGAUGAGAGCACAGACAUGUACACAGAGUUUUUCAAACCUUAUGAACUCACCUCUUUUGACGAUACAUUCUGUAUCGCCAUGACCAACUCGGCAAGGGAGUUUAUGCCAAAGAGUGUUGGCCUGGAUCCUAGCCCUUUCACCGUGCGUAAACCAGAAGAAACCGGCAAAUCAGUGCUGGGUAAUAAGUCUAGUAAGGAGGAGGCCGUGCUGCAGCGUAAGACAGCAGCUAGCGCUCCUCCUCCACCCAGUGAAGAGCAGAUCUCCAGCAGCUCUGAGGAUGACUCGGAGGAAGAUCGGGAGGACGAGGCCACUGCUUCUCAGCGCUACACACCAAUCAAACUCGCUGAGUCCAGAGACAACGUCCAUGCUCAAGAGGAGCAACAACAGCAGCCUGCAAGGGAGCCAUAUGGGUUGAACCUGUCCGCUUUGCCCAGGGAGGAGGACCUUUGCAUAUAUCACAGAUUUUCUCACCUUGGCCGAAACCAACACAAAGUGGAAAGGAAUGAGCAGUUGAUGGACACCAAAAAAUUUCUGGAAAAUGUCAUCAAUCUAGUUCCAGUGUCCUUGUUCAGUGGCGACAGUAUUUAUGAGGUGUCGGCUCCGCGGGUUGACUUGGAGACCCAGAACAUUUUCCGUGCACACAUCCAAGCAGGCCUGAGUCUGAUCAAAACAAUGUGCAGAGAAGACAUAGUCAUUUACCGCGAAUAUGUGAAAAAUAGAUACAUGUGACAUGUUAGUCACAUGUUCUAUCACUUAUAAAGGCAUUUCAGCAAGCCUGAAAGAAGACCUUCCAGCAACUAAACAUUGGAAGGUCUUGUUUGAAAAAAAAAAAAAUUUCUUCAAUUGACCUUCCUCAUAAAAAAUCAUCUCAGAUCUCACACAUUUCAGUAGAAGGUCUGCUCUCUGAUCCCUUGGACUCCUUUUUCACAUCACCACAUUUUGGAAUUAUGCUCUGUUUUGAGAUUGAAAGAAUAUGACAGACAGAGAAUUUUAUUUCACUUGAUCUUAUUUUAUUUGCAGUUAUACCACAACGACUGGAUAUUCCACUGAUCCUUUAGGUUUUAUUUCCAGUACUUUAGAAUUUCCUCUGUAUAUUCAUUGCUUUUAUGAGAGUAUUGAUUUCACAGAUUAUACAAGUUGUACAAGCUGGACUGCUAUUGUGCCUUGUGCGUCUUAGUUUGGUUUUUUUUUGGCGUUUUUAAUUGAACUUAAUUAUUUAUAUUGUGCCAUGAUUGUGUUUAAAGUGUAUGUGAAUGAGCUUCUGUAAAUCAUUUAAAAAUGUUAUGUUUGUGUAUUUAUUAAACUUCUGUCUGCCUACUAAUUUUUACUUUGUUUC
Pangasianodon hypophthalmus (striped catfish) is the source of this 3675-nucleotide messenger RNA. It is a transcript of the gene fig4a, whose product is annotated as FIG4 phosphoinositide 5-phosphatase a. Lineage: Eukaryota; Metazoa; Chordata; Actinopteri; Siluriformes; Pangasiidae. The record is from RefSeq and is a predicted model, not a curated record. Gene Ontology annotation, biological process: phosphatidylinositol dephosphorylation. Bases 339 to 3068 code for a protein of 909 amino acids. Gene Ontology annotation, cellular component: intracellular membrane-bounded organelle. The transcript has 25 exons. Gene Ontology annotation, molecular function: phosphatidylinositol-3,5-bisphosphate 5-phosphatase activity.